AUGGCAGCGCGCGGGGUGUCGGUGUCGGCGGCGGCGAGCGCAGCCCUGUGGAGAGGCGCCGGGCGGCCGCUGCUGGUGGCGACGUUGGCGCUGGCGCUGGCGCUCGCCGCCGCGCAGGCGCAGGCCCGCUCGCAGCAGUUUGCGCGCGGCCAGAAGGUCGACACAAAAUGGCAGUCCAUGAUAUCAGCUGAUGUCAUGCGAAGAGAAAUAUCUCUUCCUUCCGCUGAUUCUGAAAGGAUAUUAGGGAUAUAG
Messenger RNA from Gryllus bimaculatus (two-spotted cricket), 252 nucleotides. The record is from the annotation of a GenBank genome assembly. Lineage: Eukaryota; Metazoa; Arthropoda; Insecta; Orthoptera; Gryllidae.